CAUAUUCUAAAAUUUACGACGUGAAGAGCUUAGUAGAAUUUCUCUAGAUAACAUUGAUGAACCUGGGUCUUAAUCUCCACGGGCCUGAUCAGUUGGUAUAAAUUCUCUCAAAUCUCGCAUACAAUCUGAGAUUUGUUUCGAAUUGUGCGUAGGUAUCAGUGUCAUUUAAAGUUUUUGUCUGAUGUAAUUCUUUGAACGAUCGCACUUGAACCACGUUAACCUCAAUUUUUCUUCUUCAGGAUCAGUGAGAAGUUAUUAAAGAAUUUUAAGACGAUUUCAUAAGUACAGUCCAUUGUGAAUUUGGGGCUCCGACCGCGGGUAACCUGGUAAACAGUACAUAAAUAAUAUCUUAGUAUCUAAAACUUAUAUUGUUUGUGCAGCCUUUCGCUAGGAAGUGAAGAAUAAAAUUGAUACGAAGUGUAUUGAUCGUACCAGACAAGACCGUAACUGUUGGGCGCCAUGCCUAGUUACGCGCCUCUACACUGGCCGCAGUGGAGAGACAAGGCUAGUCUAGACAGCACCAACAUCUUCUACCAGCAACACGAGUACCGCAACGACUCCUGGUCUCCGUCAGAAUUCCCUUGGGAUAAACACAGCAUCAUCGACGAUCGCACGAUUCCAUGGCAAUUGCCAUCCAAUGCGGAGCUCAGUUCUCCCUUGGCAGAGAACAACUUCACGGCAAUGACGCGAAGACCAAGCAAGAUCGCGGAUCGUUCCGUCACGCUUGAUCCAAAUCAUCUAGUCCUUCAAUCCAAAUACCGUCCCCUUCGAGAAUCGCCCACCCCUCCUAAACCUAAGAAAAAGUGUAGCAAGAACAAGCAUUACGUUGUUGAAACGCAAGUCAAGAAUAGUUUCAAUAGUCCGUACAGUAACUCGAAUCCAAUUAAUGCUGCAAGUCGGAGUAAUAACGAGCUUGAGAAUUCCUUAUCUAAUCAGUUAGGCCAAUCGCUCACCACGGAGCAGUCAUGCGUCGAUGUAUGCCAGUUGUCUUGUGACCCUGCGAGUGAGUGUGGCCGCCUGCCUAGUCAUGACCAUCACCUAACCUCGGUGUCAGAAACCGAGGAUCGCGGCAACAUUGCGCGCCCUGACGUCAGCUCAGUGGCGCAGAAUAAUAUCUGCGUUGACAGGAGCGCUUUUGAGCGUUACUACGAGGGCUCCGUGCUGGGUCACCAGUGUUCCUUACCACCCACGGCUGGCGAAGACCAGCCGCAAGGAGUUUGUGGAGGUCUUGGCCCUCUUUCCUUGGCCCUCGCUUUACCUGGGAAACUGGAAGGUCUUCUCAAACUGUUGGCGCAGUCGCUACACCUCGUCUUGGCCGGCUUCUGUUCCAGGAAAGCCAGGCGCAAGGAAAGGGAGAGUCCAGCAGCAGAACAGGAGCACAAGCUAUAUCUUGAGGAAGCCGUGCUUGAGAGGAAGAUUCCUGAGACUGACUUGAGACAACUAGUGGAGCUGCCGCCUGGUCUCGGCUACCACGAAUGGCUCGCUUCACACACAAUCGACUUUUUCCAACACAUCAACCUGGUGUACGGCACCAUCGCCGAGUACUGCACGAUGAGCGGCUGCUCGGACAUGAGCGGACCCACGACGCGCCCCUACCUCUGGUUCGAUGAGAAGGGCAAGAAGGUGAAGGUGGCCGCCCCUCAGUACAUUGAUUACGUCAUGACUUUCACGCAGAAAACCAUCAACGACGAAACUAUCUUCCCUACUAAAUUCGAAAAUGACUUCCCCGUGUCGUUCGAAUCCAUCGUCAAGAAAAUUCAUCGACUACUAUUUCACGUGAUAGCCCAUCUUUAUCACAGCCACUUCCGAGAGUUGGUUCUGCUGUCGCUCCACGCGCACCUUAAUUGCAUAUUCGCCCACUUCACACUCUUCAAUGAACGCUUUAGAUUAAUAGAAGAAAAGGAGACGGAAAUAUUACAUGAUCUCGUGCUAGCGCUACGACUCCACCCUGACGAUAGAAAGCCUGAUGGCAAGGGGGAGAGCAGCGCCAGCGCCGCCCUGCAGGAGGCCGUGAGACACUGCAGCGCUGAGUGUGGUGGCAGUGGCAGGACGUCUCCUGCCAUCGCCAACACGCCGGGGGUGGACGCUGCCGAGCCUCUAUCAGGAGCAGUUAGGCCUGAAGAACCUCUAAGUUCUUACGGUGCGCCAGCUUCUCCAUCAGAAGGCGAUGCGCCCUUUAUAAGUCCUGAUGUUACUGAUACAAGGCCAUAGUUAUCUGGGUUUCUAGCUGAAUAAAUAAUGAUGUAGUCUAGCUACGAGAAUUAUUGUGGUUAUUGGAAGUGAUUCUAGACCACGAUGACGAUGUGAUCUGGGCCUUCACUGACGCAUCCAGGUGCUGUUCGCUUCAUCCGAGCGCACUAGAUUACAUCCCCAGAUCUCACCAUUCUGUUAAAACGUUUCUGUACAUAAGUGUUGUAAAUGGUAUAACUUCCUAUGCCUAAUAAUGAAAAUAGUGAUACUAUUUAUAUUCUAGGUUUCUGUUGAAUUUGUCAGAUGUCUUCUAACGAAUUAGGAACAUUUCACCGGGAAGUGCAUUGUGUCUCUUAUAGCGAGGCUUUCGUCUGGGCGGCGAGAAGUCAGUGUAAGGUUAAGGGCUGAGCUCGUAAGGGCAGCUCAGACAGCAGUGCUUUUCCAUCAUUUACUAUUUAAUAAUUUCUCUCGUCUAUCAAAGGUCUACUUUGUGUAAAAUGUCAGUUUUAUUUACUCGGAAUAUAUCGAUUAUCAUGUUGCAGUGAGGACACUUCUUGGCCUGUCUGCAAUCUAGUUGGAAUGGCUCUGCUGUCCAGAGUUUCCUUGUCUGACAGCGCCACACUAGUCGAUAUGUGAUGCCUCCUCAUUAGCUUUCUGUUGCAGUACAAAGCUUUCCAAAUAUGAAUUUUUAGCCAAAAGGAAUUAUUGUUCCAACAUUUGAUGGCAUGUUAUCUACCUUCCUCUGAAGUUCGGUUAUGGUCAUUCGAAUAUUUUUUUCGUUGUCCGAUUAUUUUAAUCAAUGGAUAUAUAAGUCUGCUGUAAUAGCAGACAAGGAAUUUUUCGUUUUGACCUGUACUUGCUUGUGUUAGUGAUCAUAUUGCUUGACGCACAGUGCGAUUUCAUGUAUUUUAAUUUCCCAUGUACUUAAGUCAUUCACUGCAACAUUCAUCCUUCGUUGACAGUUUGAUCUGUUUUGCGAUGGUUCGCUGUGCAGCCCGAUCAUUCUUUUAUGGUAAUGGGAUCAAUACACAAGGAUUAAGUAUUGCUGAAAGUUGUUUGUUCUUGUGCGGUUUUUAUCAUAGUCAUUCUGCAGUGCAUUAAAUAUCUUCCAUAAUCUCCGCUAGUUUUUAUUUGUAAACCGCCAAGUUAUCUGAACUUUUUUCACUUCGAUGCUAGUGCCAACGAUGAAUUUAUAAACACCGAUGGCUUCUCGUGAGCCACAACUGCUGCAUUGGCAUUCACAUAAAAUGUCAGUACCUUGGAUGCUAGUCUAUGUUCUCCUUAUUCUUCUGUUGCGUGAAGAAAGGGUUAUUGAUCCUGGUACUACUGAUUGAUCUGCAACUACUAAAGGUAACAUAAUGGGUGUUGUUCUGACUAAAACGAAGCGCUAAUUCUUUCAAAAGCUAAGAAAUGCCUCGUGCACAAAUAUUAUAUUGCCAAUAUUUAUAUUCUUUCCUUUGUGUUUGAGAAACGGAAGAGGACCGCUCACUAUUCAAAAAGUAAAUGUUUAGCUAUCACCAAAUAUUUCUCUCCUACCUUUCAAGAAUGCCUCUACAAUCAUCUAGUUGAACUCUUCCAUGAAGUUGGAAAAAUUCUCUCGCUAGACGAAUUUUUAGCCUUCAAAAUUAGACAGUGCUAUAGAAAGGUGUCUUAAAUGCUGUUAGCUUAAGCUCUAUCUAUUGUUCUUGUUACUCACCAACGCUUCUUAGUUGCAUCAUAUGAUCUACACAGUUAAACGAGAACUGCCUUUCGAAUCGUCUGUUGUCUCGUGUGUUCUCGUUGAUAUUUAGUCCUGAAAUGGAAUCGCAUGUGUGUUGGUCUCCUGAUUUGUGGCCUAAGAUUCAAUGAUGAGCAUCAAAUAAGUUAUUGAUCGUCGAGUGUCCUGGUAAACGUUGGUUGUUAUUUACUACCGCCACUUGCAAUCACAAUUAUUCACCCAAACUGUCUAUGGCGUAUUCAAAAUUAACUCUGCAAAUUCGAUGUUCGAACACGGGUUUGGAAAUAUAUUUUUUUCGAUCGUAUGUUCCUAUAGCACCUGCCUCGCAGCCUUCGUACUACAUUCUUGCCUCAUAGCUAAUCACCAUCGCGUUUACUCCUGCUGAUUAAUUGUUCUUACCGGGGUUCACCAUAUCAUAGUUAAGCUUUGCCAGCCUGGUCUUCGAGGUAAUGCGACUAGAUAAUAGAUGCAUUAGAUACCCCUCUGGUUAAGAUCCCUCUUUUGCAUGGUUAAAUUCAAAUGUUUGACCAGGGUACAGUAACCUCAUUGUUCUUGAAGAGAGUAGUGUAAUAGGCAUUCGUUCCAUGUAUUAAUUUCAGUAGGUUUCCUCACGGAUCUUUUUCGUAUUGGCAAGUUGUAUGUUAGUACCUACAGCCAUCGUUGCUGUUUAUGUUCUUGGCAUUAAGUUGACCAUGUAUUACGCACUUAUAGCGCGUUAUAAACGAUUAUCUUGUAUUGAAAUAUGAUAAUGGAUCUUCUACGAAUUGGCAUAUAUCUUGAGGUUCCGGGCAUUUGGUGAACAUGAGUGUAGUUGCGAAGCAUUUCUUCCUGUUGAUCAAUUCAAGCAAAGGUGUACGAGAACUGUUAUAUAAAAAUGCCGUUGAUAAGCAUUUUUUCACAGUCCAUUUGAAGUCUUGCGUUGCGUAGUUGAUUAAAUAUCUUGUACACGUAAAUAGACUCGAUUGAAAACUAUGCGUCUCAUGUGCUAUGGCAAAUCUUAUCACUGCCUUUGUGUUGGAACGUUUUGUGCAGUGCUAAACUUUUACUCCAGAUAACAAAGCUAAAUAUGUCGCGACAGGACCCAUAGGGCUUACCCUUUCUUGGCCGUCUUUAAAUAGUUAGUGGAGGAGAGUUAGCUCGAAGGGAAUCCUAAGCUCUAAAAUGAGAUUUGAAAAUUUUUUAAAAUAAUAGUAUUAAUUUGAAACAUGCGCUCCUCGACAGCACAGUAAAAGAGAUUAGAAUUUUAAUAUGUGAGGAGCUUCAACCGUAAGUCAGCAUUAUCUUGUCACCGUGUCCUGGGGAAAAAACACUUGGCAACAUCUUUGGCAUGUAAUGCGCAGGGAAAGUAAUUUUUUUUAAAAAGUUAAGAGAUGGUCUUACAAUAUACGCAAGGUCUCUCAUCCAUGCUUCUGUUAAACUUACACAAUAGACGCGGUUUAAACAGCACUUCUGAAUUCCGCAUACAGUAGGUUUAGGCCCCAUUCCCAUGUGAUAUUCCGAUCCUACAUGGAUCACUUAAGCGAGAAAAAGAUUGUUUUGAAGAUGCCUAUUAAUGCAAAAUAAAUAAAAUAAUUUGCACUUAA
Hyalella azteca is the source of this 5490-nucleotide messenger RNA. RefSeq names its product MOB kinase activator-like 2. The record is from RefSeq and is a predicted model, not a curated record. Gene Ontology annotation, cellular component: nucleus; cytoplasm. Gene Ontology annotation, biological process: signal transduction; positive regulation of protein phosphorylation. Bases 460 to 2211 code for a protein of 583 amino acids. The transcript is spliced from 4 exons. NCBI's taxonomy places the organism in Eukaryota, Metazoa, Arthropoda, Malacostraca, Amphipoda, Hyalellidae. Gene Ontology annotation, molecular function: protein kinase activator activity.